Messenger RNA from Manihot esculenta (cassava), 2319 nucleotides. Its product is annotated as RING finger and transmembrane domain-containing protein 2. Gene Ontology annotation, molecular function: ubiquitin protein ligase activity. Bases 468 to 1922 code for a protein of 484 amino acids. Lineage: Eukaryota; Viridiplantae; Streptophyta; Magnoliopsida; Malpighiales; Euphorbiaceae. The record is from RefSeq and is a predicted model, not a curated record. Gene Ontology annotation, biological process: positive regulation of ERAD pathway. The transcript is spliced from 9 exons.
AAUUUAUCUAUCCCUCUCUCUAUUUCCACAUCUCUCUCUUCGUCUCUCUCUCUCUCGCGCUCUAUGCAAUCACAGGGCGAGACAGAAAGAAUGCAAGAGACAGAGAAGGGAAGGAGAAGAAAAUAUAAAAAAUAAUAAUAAUAAAAAAAAAAUUCAAAGGCAAAGGCUUCUCAUCACAUUCAUCCAUUUCGUCUUCUUCGCAGUUUCUUCAACUCUUUGGUUCAAUCGAUCUCUCUCAGAUUUUGAAAUAUCUGAUUCAGCUUAUUAAAUGGGAAUGGUCAAUUUCUUUCGACGCUUUCCUCUUUGACUUUUUCUAUCCUCUUUAUUAGGGUUAGUUUUAGGGUCUUCUCUGCUAAUGAGAUAAUUUAUCUUUAUUGUGCUUCUUCAUCGUCUUCGUCUUCGUCUUCUUCUUUCUCGUUUCAAAGGUCCUCAACGGAGUUUCGCCUUCGAAGGUUGAUGAUGCAUAUAUGAUGGUUAGGGUUAGGGUUAGGGCAUCUGCGCAGAUGGAAGCGUCCGGUAGUAAUUCUGACGGGUACAGAGGUUCUUCGGGAGGGAGUAGUACAAGUAGUGGUAAUUCUAGGAGGUAUGGAAUGCUAUCGGCUUCAAGUAUCAUUCAGGCACCCAUUUCUGCCUUGUUAGAAUAUUCGGGUCUUUUACGAACCUCUAGGUCAACUCACCAAGAAACGGACACUUUGAUGAACGCCUCUGGUGGGGUUCAUGAUCAUCGACUUGAUGAUUCUACAGCUGUAGCAGCAGGAAUAGCUGCGGCAGCCAACAACGGUGAGGUUGCAAUUAGGAUAAUUGGUGCAGGAGAACAUGAGCAUGACAGGGAGAGCUCUGGAUUGGCGGUUGGGCAGUUGGGUUCUCAGCGUGAGGUGUCUGUGCAGCAGCCAAUGGCUGGGAUGGAAUCGGAUGUUCAGGGAGAUUCUAGAAAUGAUCGUGGUUCAGGAGAAGGUCCUCCUCAGCAGCCUUCCGGUGCAAGUGGAGAUGGGGAAGUUGCUGAUGGCAGUGGGACUAAUGGAAGGGAUUCGUCUUACCAGAGAUAUGAUAUUCAGCAAGCUGCCAGAUGGAUUGAGCAAGUCCUUCCUUUUUCUUUGCUUCUGUUGGUUGUUUUCAUCCGCCAGCACCUGCAAGGUUUCUUUGUUACAAUUUGGAUUGCUGUUGUCAUGUUCAAGUCAAAUGACAUCCUACGUAAACAAACAGCUCUGAAGGGAGAGAGGAAAAUCUAUGUCUUGAUUGGCAUCUCUCUUGCGUUCACACUUCAUGUGGUUGGUGUCUACUGGUGGUAUCAGAAUGAUGAUCUUUUAUACCCAUUGAUUAUGCUCCCUCCCAAAACUAUACCACCCUUUUGGCAUGCUAUUUUCAUCAUAAUGUUGAAUGAUACUUUGGUCCGGCAAGCAGCAAUGGUGUUCAAAUGUAUAUUGUUAAUGUAUUACAAGAACAGUAGAGGCCGGAAUUAUCGUAAGCAGGGUCAAAUGCUAACUCUUGUUGAAUAUCUGAUGCUGCUAUACCGCGCCUUGUUGCCUACACCAGUCUGGUACCGUUUCUUUUUGAAUAAAGAAUAUGGUAGCCUCUUUUCAUCUCUGAUGACAGGGCUGUACUUGACUUUCAAGCUGACAUCUGUCUUCGAGAAGGUGCAAUCUUUCUUUGCUGCUUUGAAGGCACUAUCACGUAAAGAGGUACAUUAUGGGGCUUAUGCAACAUCUGAGCAGGUCAAUGCAGCAGGAGACCUGUGUGCUAUAUGCCAGGAGAAGAUGCAUGCUCCCAUUUUACUUCGUUGUAAACACAUCUUUUGUGAAGAUUGUGUAUCAGAAUGGUUCGAGAGGGAAAGGACGUGUCCCUUGUGCAGGGCCUUGGUCAAACCUGCAGAUCUUAGAUCGUUUGGCGAUGGUUCUACUACUUUGUUCUUCCAGAUAUUCUAGUACAUUCUACUGUAAAAUCCUAGGAGUUUUUCUUCUUCGGAGCUCAAACGCCUGCUCAAAGCUUGCCUUUUCCUGAUCAGAAGAUAUCAACACAAGUAUAUGCGACUAUCUGGCUGUGCUUAAUUCAGCAGUUGACCCAAGGAAGUUGAACUGAAGCAAGUAGAUGGAAUUUGAUUUGGUUCCGUUCCUUUGUUGUAUCGAGAAAGGUUGAAUGUAUCUAAUGGUCCUUAACGGCAGUUCCUUUAAGGACUAACGCUUUAUGUCCGUUUUCGUUUGCCAUAAAUGAUAAGCUUUUCCCUCUUGUUGAAUUGUAUAUAUUUUUCUCAAAAGGCAUAGAUAUUUGUACAUCUUUCGUUUGGAGUACAUGAAAGGUUCACCCUAGAGCCUAAUUUUUGCA